GACAACUGUGAUACCAUGAAUAAACGAGUUCACUACUGAAAGAAUGACAAUCGUAAUAUUCUAACAACUACCUCCGAUACCAUGUCCUUGCGGACCAUGACCUCGGUCGGUUAGCCUCUCGAAGUUGAAGAAAGGUAGGUGGGGGGGCCGAGAAGUCAACUGAAGUGUUAUCGCGUUGACUGAAAUAAAUAAGCCCACUCUCUCUGAUACUCUGAUCGACGACUUCAACAAACCCCUCUCAACAUUUGCCACAAAGAAGCAGCUCGUCCAGGAUCUGUUUUCUGUCUUCUGGCCACAAAACCUCAUUACAAACUAAAUGAGGAUUACAAACUAAAUGAGGGGAGUUGAUAAAGGCACUUUGUUCAAAUGGCUCGAUCUUCACUAAAUGAGAUAUCAGAUUCUGGUGCUUUCACGAGAACUGCUUCAACAUUCCGUAAUUUUAUUUCACGAGAUCCAAAAUCCCAAUUUCCAGCAGAAUUUGGAAGGUAUCAUCUUUACAUAUCAUAUGCUUGCCCAUGGGCUUGCAGAUGCCUUGCAUACUUGAAGAUCAAAGGACUUGACAAAGCCAUUGGUUUCACGUCUGUCAAACCCAAGUGGGAAAGAACAAAGGAAACUGAUGAGCAUAUGGGAUGGGCUUUUCCUGCUUCAAAGACAGAGGAACCAGGAGCUGAACCUGACCCUUUGAACGGAGCAAAAAGUAUUAGAGAGCUUUAUGAGCUUGCUAGUAAAAGCUACACUGGAAAGUACACGGUUCCUGUACUAUGGGAUAAGAAACUUAAAACUAUUGUUAAUAACGAGAGUUCGGAGAUAAUCCGCAUGUUUAAUACUGAAUUCAAUGAUAUAGCAGAGAAUGCAGCUUUGGACCUUUAUCCUCCUCACCUGCAAGCCCAAAUUGAUGAGACUAACGAAUGGAUAUACCAUGGGAUAAAUAAUGGAGUCUAUAAAUGUGGGUUUGCGAGGAAGCAGGGCCCUUAUGAUGAGGCCGUGAAACAGCUGUAUGAAGCAUUGGACAAAUGUGAGGAGUUACUUGGCACGCAACGUUACAUAUGUGGGAACUCAGUGUGUGAAGCAGAUAUUCGAUUGUUUGUCACCCUCAUAAGAUUUGAUGAGGUUUAUGCUAUCCACUUCAAGUGUAACAAGAAACUGAUACGUGAGUACCCGAAUCUGUUCAAUUACAUCAAGGACAUUUUCCAGAUCCCUGGCAUCAGUAGUACAGUCAACAUGGAACUCAUCAAGCGGAAUUACUAUGGAAAUCUUCCUACCAUCAAUCCAUUAGGCAUAAUUCCUGUUGGCCCAAGUAUUGACUACUCUUCCCCUCACGACAGAGAGAAGUUUUCUGCAUAGAUUUUGUGUAAUUGCAGUCAAUAAGAUGAAAUGUCUGUAUCUUGAAGUCACAAGAUUUUCACUUGGAAUAAACACCUCGAGGCUUCAUCUAUCCAAAGGGAAAAUAGAAUCUUUAGAAGUUUGUGUGGUAGUAAUAAUUUUAGAUAAAUGCGAUGAUGAGUAUAUGACUGUGAUA
Messenger RNA from Juglans microcarpa x Juglans regia, 1519 nucleotides. Its product is annotated as glutathionyl-hydroquinone reductase YqjG-like. The transcript has 7 exons. The coding region runs from base 367 to 1344 and encodes 325 amino acids. Gene Ontology annotation, molecular function: glutathione transferase activity. The record is from RefSeq and is a predicted model, not a curated record. NCBI's taxonomy places the organism in Eukaryota, Viridiplantae, Streptophyta, Magnoliopsida, Fagales, Juglandaceae. Gene Ontology annotation, cellular component: cytoplasm.